AUGGCCCCCCACACCUUCUACGACGGCACCAUCCCCGUCGCCAUCUCCAUCCUCAAAACCCUCUCCCACAUCUUGACUGUCGCCUCGCAACAACGUCCCACCGAGACAACCACCCUCCUUCACAACUCCCGUCUCCACGAAACCAUGUACCCCCUCACCGAUCAGGUGCGCAUCGUAACGCAAUGGACCGAGAACCUCGUCGCGCGCCUCACCGGCCGCGACGCAACCACGUUCUCUGGCAGCCCUGACAGCUUCUCGGAGUCCUUUGAGCGCAUCAAUACGGUGCUGAAAUCCCUCAGCGAAGCGGACAAGGACCGCGUGAAUGAGGAGGGCGAUAGCGAGAAGCCGACCACUCUGGCUCCUGGAAUGGAGGUGCCAAUGACCGGCGCGACGUGGGCGCAUACGGUCAUCUUGCCGAAUCUUUAUUUCCAUGUGACGACGGCGUUUGGUAUUUUGAGGAAGGAGGGCGUUGAGAUCGGGAAGAGGGAUUAUUACGCUGGGUUUUUCCCUAUGUGA
Aspergillus affinis is the source of this 516-nucleotide messenger RNA. Its product is annotated as DUF1993 domain-containing protein. Lineage: Eukaryota; Fungi; Ascomycota; Eurotiomycetes; Eurotiales; Aspergillaceae. Bases 1 to 516 code for a protein of 171 amino acids. The transcript has a single exon. The record is from RefSeq and is a predicted model, not a curated record.